Beta vulgaris subsp. vulgaris (sugar beet) is the source of this 1993-nucleotide messenger RNA. Its product is annotated as fructan 6-exohydrolase. The transcript has 9 exons. The record is from RefSeq and is a predicted model, not a curated record. The coding region runs from base 1 to 1896 and encodes 631 amino acids. NCBI's taxonomy places the organism in Eukaryota, Viridiplantae, Streptophyta, Magnoliopsida, Caryophyllales, Amaranthaceae. Gene Ontology annotation, molecular function: hydrolase activity, hydrolyzing O-glycosyl compounds. Gene Ontology annotation, biological process: carbohydrate metabolic process.
AUGGAACGUUCAGACCUGUUCGGCACCCGACAAUCCCAUGAUUCAAAUGUGAUCGACCCAGUUGAACAAAAACCUGACCAAUCACGACCUGGGACAUUGACUGACAGAAUCCUGACCUGUUCGGGUCUGACCUGGUUCGCUUUGGCUUACUUUGGGUUUCAGUUGGUCUUUAUUCUUUUUCAGGUAGUCUUCAUUUUUUUUCAGGUAGUCUUCAUUCUUUUUCAGGUAGUCUUCAUUUUUUUUCAGGUAGUCCAACUGAAAAAAAAACAAAGUCCUGAAAAUAAUGAUCCAUAUAGGACUGGUUAUCACUUUCAGCCACCUCAAAAUUGGAUGAAUGAUCCAAAUGGACCCUUGAUUUACAAAGGAGUAUAUCACUUAUUUUACCAAUAUAAUCCCUUGGAACCUGUUUGGAAGCAUGGAUUAGAUUGGGGACAUUCUACGUCAACUGACCUUAUCAAUUGGACCUCUCAACCAAUUGCCCUUUCACCAACAGACUCUUAUGACAUUAAGGGAUGUUGGUCUGGUUCUGCUACUAUACUUCCUGGUGAAAAACCUGCCAUCCUAUACACAGGAAUUAACACUCACAAUCACCAAGUUCAAAAUCUAGCCUUCCCCAAAGAUUUAUCUGACCCUUAUCUUAGGGAGUGGGUUAAGGUAUCCCAAAAUCCUGUUAUGGUUGCAACACCCUCUAACAACAACAUUGAUCCUUUCAAUUUUCGAGACCCGUCUACUGCUUGGCAAUUACCUGAUGGUAAAUGGAGAACCUUAAUUGGUACUCAACAAGGUGAACAUGGAUCAGUAGCUCUUUUCACUAGCAAGGACUUCAUCACUUGGACUGACACAGAAUGUCCUUUUUAUGCACUCGAAAAUACCGGGGCAUGGGAGUGCCCUGAUUUUUUCCCUGUGUAUGCUGGCAAGUCAUUGGGUCUUGAUACAUCUGUUAUUAAUAAGGAUGUUAAACAUGUCCUUAAGAUAAGCUUCAUAAGAACUAAAUUUGACAUUUACACUAUUGGAAGAUAUGAUACUGAUAAAGACAUUUACAUAACUGAGGGAUCUAUGGACAGUCAUCAGGGUUUAAGGCUUGAUUAUGGUAAAUUUUAUGCAUCGAAAUCGUUCUUUGAUAGUAAGACUGAUCGCAGAAUACUAUUUGCGUGGGCUGAUGAAUCUUCAAUCGAAGCUAAUAACUUUGAAAAAGGAUGGGCUGGACUUCAGGGAAUUCCAAGAACAAUAGUAUGUGAUACUUUUGGCAAACAACUAGUUCAAUGGCCAGUUACAGAAGUUGAAACGCUACGAAAAGAUCAAGUGAAAUUGGAUUCUCAAGUGAUUGGAUCAGGAUCACUCAUUGAAAUAACUGGAGUCACAGCCUCUCAGGCGGAUGUGGAAAUUUCAUUCAAAAUACCAGAUUUAAACCACAUUGAAGAAUUCGACCCAACAUGGACCAACCCACAGAUAUUGUGCAGCCACAAGGGCGCAACUGAAAAGGGAAUACUCGGGCCAUUCGGACUUCUAACACUGGCUUCCACAGGCUUAGAAGAAUACACUGCAGUCUUCUUCAGAAUAUUCAAGGCUCCAAACAAAUAUAUGGUUCUCAUGUGCAGUGACCAAAGCAGGUCUUCUCUUAACCCAACUACUGAUAAAAUAAGUUACGGGACUUUCGUGGAUGUGGAUCCUGUAAAUGAUGAACUAUCUAUAAGGAUUUUAAUUGAUCAUUCUAUAAUCGAGAGCUUUGGUGCAGAUGGGAAAAGUUGCAUCACUGCUAGAGUUUAUCCUACACUGGCAAUUAAUGACAAUGCAAAGUUAUAUGCCUUUAACUAUGGAGCAGAAGAUGUUAAGAUCACUAAACUUAGUGCUUGGAGCAUGAAAUCAGCUCAAAUUAAUCUUCCAACAGGCGUUUAGGUGUUUUUUCAUCAUGGAUUAUUAUGCACAUAUACAUUGUUUGGAUUUUAAUUAUCAUUGGUUCACAAUUCAAUGGACUAUUUUCCUUUUCUUUAAA